CAUCUGUGGUCUCCAAGAGCUGGGAGCUGCAUCUUGCCACAGGCUGUUGAGUGAUUUGGGCAGACUGGUCUCAAAGGUUCUGAGAAAAUCAGGAAUUUACUCUAGCUUACAAAAGCAGAGAUGUGUCUGAGCAGGGGCUUCAGCUGGGAGGCUCAUGAGCCUUUGCUGCCUUGAGGUGAUGGCUGCUUUGCUUCAAGUCCUGGGGUGGUUGGAAGGGGCCAAGGAGACACUCCUGCCCCCUUACAAUUCCCUCCUGCUCUUAUUCUGGGGAAGCAUCAGGGCUCACAGAGCUGCCAUGCCAGGCAAGCCCAGGCCCACAUCAAACAAUGGCCAGUCUGUCAGGGGCAAACCCCACUGCCCUGCAGCCACGAGAUGCCGCCCAGCCAGGCUCCCCUGGCAGCAGGGCUGCACUGGCCCCUCACCAGGCCGGCAACUUCCUGGCUCCGGGCUUCCUGCUUUUCUUUAGAGGAGUGGUGCUGCAGCCACAGGAAGGUCACAGCGCCGAACAGCCGGAGGCCUCUGGAGGGGACAAGCACUCUGUGGAACAGCCAGCCAUCUCUGUGCCUGUGGGACCACCAUGGCUGAGGUGGGGGGGCUGGCGUUCACAGAGCCAAGGAGGUGCUUCAGUGAUGGGCCCACUGUCAUGUGCCACAGCCCCUCACAUCACAUAGGUGGCAAUUUGCAGCCCUUUUCUGGCUUUCCUUUCCCUAUCCCCGUGGCAGUGUGCCAGGCUUUGAGAAGUGGGGCGGGCAGCUGCCAAUGCCAAGCAGUGCUGGGCGAAGACUCCAAGCAGGGAGAGCCUUUUCCUUGCCCUGUAUUUACCCAGUUUUGGUUUGGUGGCCGGAGCACCUGGUGGUUGGUAAGGGUCUGGCUUGUGGUGUGUCAGGGUUUGGGUUCUGCCUGAACUCCUUGCCACAUCUCAUAGGUGGUGGAGGGGGGAGAGCUCUUGUCCCUCAGUGGGGCCAAGGCUGUGGAGGGCAGCACAGUCAGGCUGGCCUAAGUUCCUGCUGCAUGUGUGUCAAGGAUAGGGGAGCAGGGGAGACCUGCCUCUGAGCCCCCUGAUCCACAGGUGGGAGCUUUGCCCAGCUCCUUGAUGUUGAAGGGGCCAAUUUUGCUCCCAGCAUGUUCUUGCCGCCUGCUUCCGGUAGCUCCGCCUGCGACCUUGAUUUUUCCGCUCCAGAUAAGCACUGCAUCCCCACCCCUUGCCGGGAGCCCCUCCUGCACUGUGCCCCGCGCAGCCUGCACCACGGGCAGAGCCUGCCCUCCGCCUGUGAGUCAGCACAGCUCUUCCUAUCAGCUGCAGCCCCUUAGUCUCUUCUCCCGGGAGGAGCAGCUGGGAUGCAGGAAGCAGCAGCAAUUUGCUGCAGCCUCUUCCACAGGCUCCCCACCACGGCUGGGGGUUUGUGCUGGGCCCUGCCUCGCCCAGUGCACAGCCUACCUGUAUCCUGCUCCUGGCCAUCCUCCUCUUUCUUCCACCAGCCCUCCAGGCAAGAUCUGUGCUCUUAAAGGACUGAAUGUCCCUGUAUUCCAGGAAGCUGUGAGCGCCGGUGUCAUCUCAGCAUCGCUGCUCCCCCCAGCAAGGCCUAGCAAGCCAACAGCAGCUGCUGAACACCAGCACGUGGAUUGCGUGGCUCUGGCUGCCACAGAAGGAACUUGUUCCCUCCUGGACAGUGCUUGGAACAGGGCUGGGAUGGGCUUGGAUGCGCUUUGUGUCUGCCUCGUCUCCGGGCUUUAAAUAUUAAUGCUUUUGAUUUUCUCUUAGCGAGCAGCAGCACAGGGGCUGCAGUGAGCUGUGGGGUGGAGGGUGACCCUGCUGAACUCACCAGGGCAGCAGCAGGGCAGAGGGAGCUGGAUCUGGUCCUGGAUGAAGACAGUGGGAUUUGUUGCUGGCCUAGUGUUGAAGUGGCAAGGGGCUUGAAGACCUUCGGGCUGGGUACAGAGCAUUCUGAGCUGCCCUUCCUGUGCCAGUGGCUCCCCCGGGUGUCGCUGCGGCCCCAUUUCCUCCCUGCUGUGGUGUGUUGCUCUCAGUCUGAACGGAUCUGCACAACCCUGCUGACGCCGAUCACGAUUGAUCGGCUGUGCCUGCACAGUGCUGGGCAGCCCCUGGACUGUUCCAGGCUCAGCUUUCCCUGCCAGGCAUGCUGAACUGGCGUGGACCUAACACAGAGCUCAGCGGAGGCUUCUGCUUGGAGGCAGCUUCCCGGUGGCUGCAGGCACUCAGACUCUCUGUGGGGCCCCUGUGAGGCCCAGCUGUCUUCAUCCACCCUACUGCCACUCUGCAUAGGGCGGCUGUGGCCCUUCUCACCUGUCUCCAGGAUGGAUCUCCUGCAAAAGAGCAAAUACAGCCACCUGCGGAACGAGUCUGUCUCCUCUCUGGAGGAGUUCAUGGCGGGCCCGGGAGUCCCGCCCUCCCCAGUGGAGUCCCUUGCAAGCAUGCAGUCUCUGCCUAGUUCCCUGUCCUCCUCCUCCCUCAGCCACGCUGCACCUCUCGAUAAGCUCUCACCUGAGUUGGAGGAGAGCCCUACAACCCUCUGCUCCUUCUUCCCCAAAAUGGCCAACCUGAAGCUCUCCAAUCCUGCCAACUUGCUCAGCUUGCAGGGCUCUUCAGCUGGCAACUGCCAUGGGGAGCCUGGUCCCCCUGGAAUGCCAGCCCUGGUGCCAGGGCAUGCUGCCAGCUCCAGCUCAGUGAGACGUAUCACUGUCUGUUCCCAGGAUAUGAACAAGCUGAGCUGCGGGAAGAAGACGCGGGUGGAAGGUGGCCAGCUGGGGGGUGAUGAAUGGACCCGCCACGGCAGCUUUGUCAAUAAGCCCACCCGCGGCUGGCUGCAUCCCGAUGACAAGGUCAUGGGCUCCGGGGUCUCCUACCACGUCCGGUACAUGGGCUGUGUGGAAGUGCUCCAGUCCAUGAGGGCUCUGGAUUUCAACACCAGGACACAGGUGACCAGGGAGGCCAUUGGGCUGGUAUGUGAGGCUGUGCCUGGUGCCAAGGGAGCCGUGAGGAGAAGGAAGCCCUGCAGCCGCUCCCUGAGCUCCAUCCUGGGCAAGAGCAACCUGAAAUUUGCAGGCAUGCCCAUCACCCUGACCAUCUCUACCAGCAGCCUCAACCUCAUGGCCUCAGACUGCAAGCAGAUCAUCGCCAACCACCACAUGCAGUCUAUAUCCUUUGCAUCAGGGGGAGACCCGGACACAGCUGAAUAUGUUGCCUAUGUUGCCAAAGACCCCGUCAAUCAGAGAGCCUGCCAUAUCCUGGAGUGUCCUGAAGGCUUGGCACAGGAUGUGAUCAGCACAAUUGGGCAGGCCUUUGAGCUGCGCUUCAAGCAGUACCUGAAGAACCCUCCAAAGCUGGUGACCCCCCACGACAGAAUGGCAGGGUUUGAUGGCUCUGCCUGGGAUGAAGAAGAGGAGGAACCAGCCCCGGAUCACCAGUACUACAACGACUUCCCUGGCAAGGAACCUCCCAUUGGGGGGGUUGUGGACAUGCGCCUGCAGGAUGGGGCUGCUCAGACCCCAAAUCACUUGGGUGCCACACUGCCUGUCGGCCAGUCGUCCAGUGGGGAGUGUGACCCCCAGAAGCAGCAUGCUCCUGCUCAAGGGAGAGAGAAAUACCCAGCUCCGGCAGGCACAUCUGGCCGCGUGGACCUGUUUGACGACCCAUCUUACGUCAACGUGCAGAACAUAGACAAGACACGCCAAGCUUCAGCCGCUGGCACCCCAGCCACAGCCAACGGCAGUACACAGAGGGACCUUUUUGACAUGAAGCCCUUUGAAGAUGCCCUGCGUGUGCCCCCAUCUGUGCCUGUGGCGCUGCCCCCUGCCCAGGUGGUGGCCUCCAUGGAGGAGCAGCUGAGACGGGAGCCCUGGUACCACGGGAAAAUGAACCGCAAGGAGGCUGAGAAGCUGCUGAAGGUGAAUGGAGACUUCCUGGUGCGGGAGAGCACCACCACCCCGGGCCAGUACGUGCUGACUGGCUUGCAGGGUGGGCAGCCCAAGCAUUUGCUGCUCGUCGAUCCCGAGGGUGUGGUGCGGACAAAAGAUCAUCGCUUUGAGAGCGUCAGCCACCUCAUCAGCUACCACAUGGACAAUCACCUGCCCAUCAUCUCAGCUGGCAGUGAGAUGUGCCUGCAGCAGCCAGUGGAGAGGAGACUGUGAACGCCUGGGGGCCCCAGUGCACAGCACCCCCAAUGCGCAGCUCUCUGGCCAUGUUCCUUGCCCCAGGGAGCCCUCAGACUCUUCUAGGUGUUCCACUUGGGACUGAGCAUGGACUUGGUUGACAGGGCCUCUCUCCCUUCACCACAUGGAGCUGGUGGCCAUGGAGGGGCUCAGGCUGUGAGUGCCUGCAGGGUAGGGAACUGUUCUUGCAAAGCCCCUGCCCCUCCAGCUCCAGCCUUUGCAGAGCAGCUCAGCUCCUACCAAAACCCAGCCCUGCUGUUGUGCCACAGCCAUUCUUGUGCUCACCAGCACAGGCUCAGGACUGGCAGGGCUGAGCCCCCCUGAGCCAGAGGCAGCCUGUCCUUAUCUCUGGCCCCUGGGCCAGGAAGGGGGCCCACGGGGGGAUCCACUCUUGCAAGCCCUCGACUGUACCGGAUCACUUUAUGUGUUAAAUCUGUGCCUUGACCCCGCAGGUCCCACACUCUUAUGCAAGGGCAGGGGCUGGUUACAGAGCCUCCCCCGUGCUCCCAGCGCCCUGUACCCCAUCUGUGACAUGCUUGUGCUCCAGGACAUGCGCCACCACAUCCCCUUCCUCCUUGCUCAUCCUGGCUGGGCACGGGCAGCUCUGGCAGCCCCGGGGGGUUGGUGGGAGGACCCCCCUGCAUGCACAGUGUAACUCCCCCCAAGCCAAAGUGCAGCCUCGCAGCCCUAUGCCCCUGGCCCCGCUAUACCAAAGGAAAUGGCGGUUGUAUUAAAGUUGGUGUUUCUCUAG
Molecule: messenger RNA, 4921 nt
Organism: Prinia subflava (tawny-flanked prinia)
Lineage: Eukaryota; Metazoa; Chordata; Aves; Passeriformes; Cisticolidae
Gene: SHC1
Product: SHC adaptor protein 1
Exons: 12
Coding region: 2317-4149 (610 amino acids)
Biological process (GO): intracellular signal transduction; insulin receptor signaling pathway; epidermal growth factor receptor signaling pathway
Cellular component (GO): plasma membrane
Molecular function (GO): receptor tyrosine kinase binding
Source: RefSeq, a predicted model, not a curated record